AUUUGAUCACUAUGUUCUUCUGUUCACUGUUCUUACAAUUUGUUUACAAAUUAUUUUGUCAUUCUGUAUUUUAGAAAAUGAAAUGUUCAAUUAAAGUGUAAAUAAUAAGUAAACUUUUAAUUAAAGCACCAUUAUGGUUGUUAUAAUUAAUCGUAGUCGAAGUUAAAGUUGGUGAAUGGUGACUAUAGAUUCUUUAGAGAACAAUAAAAUAGGUCAUAACUCAUAUCUGACCAUGACACCAGAAUUUAGAAGUUAAAUAAAUAAAAAGUAAUAAAUGAAAUAAUUUAAUUUGUACCAGAUCUGUUGAGCAACCAAUAAGUAGAUCUACCUGAAAUAAUUUGUAAGCAAUACUGGCAAAUAGCAUGGACCUUACACAAAGUAAAGAAGAGCACAUAUUAGCAGAUGGUGCUUAGACUAUCUAUAUUGGCAAUAUGGAUUUUGAUAUAGACAGUGGUUUAGUGAGCAGUGCUAUACCAUUACCAGCACAGUUCUGCAUGAUAUGUCUAGAUACCACUGAGAACUGUAAACUGUACCCAGUCCACAAAUAUAACCUGGCUGCGGAAUUUCAAAAACUGACCGGUAUUUCCCUACAGCUGCAAGGCGAUGUCCACUUUGUACCCCAGUUCUGCACAGAGUGUGCCCACAGGCUGGGCAACUGCAGCACAUUCCGAGACAAGAGUCUGAGGGCAUAUCGUUUGCUGCAGGAUUUGGUUAAGAAGCAUGAAACAUUAACAACACAAAACAUAAGGACUAUUGACCGAAAAGAAAACCAGUUAUCAUCCAAUAUUGGCAAGAAAAUAUACGAACCAGACUACUGCGACUUUCACCUAACAGAUAUAAAAAUUCAUUAUAACCCACAAAAAAAAGAUGUUAAAAAAGAAAGCGUAGUCUUAGAAGAUACUGAACCAAUCUUCAAUGUAAAAUGUGAGGUCGAAAUAUUUAAUAGUGACACUUUUGAUGGUGCCAUUAUCAUUUCAAAAGAUGACACUGAUAAUAAAAAAAAUCAGAGCGCCAUAAAAGAUCUAAAAAAUGAUACCGAAUCCAAAGAUCAUGACAUUGACAUCGACGUAUGUGACGAUACUGAUUAUUUAAACUAUGAUAUGGGAAAUGAAACAGAUCGAAAAAUUAAGAGAGAGAAAAUAAUCAAUAAGAAGCAAAUUAGAAAUAGUAGAACCAAAAUAAACACUGUUAAAGGAAGGAAGAAGCCAAUCAAAUCCGAACAUCGAGUUUUGAAAAAGAAACCUGUCCAAAAGGAUUCUGUAAAUGAGAAUAAAUUAAGCGAUAUUGUAGUCAAAAUAGUUAAGAAACGUGUUAGAAAGAAAAAACUUCCUCCCGGUACUAAAAGAGUUCCAAAAACUAAAUUAGACUUGAAACUGAUUGAAGAAAUAGAAUUAACCCAAGAACAACAAAUCGCUGAGAUUCUGAAAAGGCAAGCGUCGGAUAACUAUAAGAAUUCGUCGCACAAAUGUAAUAUUUGCUAUAAAGGGUACUACCAUCUGGAGGCUUACAACGCACAUAUGGAUAGACAUACGGAUAAAUUCGGCCUAUUCGAGUGCGAUGUGUGCCGGCUUCGAUUCAAAAGCAAAUUCACCCUCAAGAAGCAUAUGUACAAUCACCGCGUUAUAUAUAAAUGUACCAAGUGUCAGUUUGUCUCAAACCAUAGAACUGCGGUAGUACAUCACGAACGAUGGCACGACGGGAAGAUAUAUAAAUGUACACAUUGCGAAGAAAAAUUCACUAAAUGCACCUCACUGAUGUCCCAUAUUCGUAUAAAGCACCCUUCAGACUACGUAUGCACUCAGUGCGGUUUCUCUUUCAUCGGUGAGAGAGGACUACAUCUGCAUAUGCGUAAGAAACACAGCUUCGUUGAUACCCAGAACUUAGCUGGUCCGUUGUGUGAACCGUGCAACAUUCGCUUCGCGUCCGGGGAAGCGUACUUACAACACAUGCAGGCGUCGCCCAAACACGCGCCAGUCGGCCAACUCAGGCCCAACUGUCCCAACCAGAAGAAAAUGAACAAAAAAAUGUCCAUCGAUUGCGAACAGUGUGGUGUCAAGUUGGAAAGCCUUCGCCAGUACAGUAUGCAUUUCAAAGCUGAGCACCCGGACAAGGUCCGCACCCAGUUCCCGAAAGACAAAGUAACACUCGAGAGCAACGUGAUGUGCGAAAAGUGUGGAAAGACUUUCACGGCGCCAGUGUACCUCCGGGACCACAUGCAGAAGCACACCGGCAUCAAACUGUACAAGUGUGACAUAUGUGAUAAGAGCUUCAUGCAAAAGAGCACGCUGACGAACCACAUUCACAGGCACAGCGACAAUCUCGCGUGUGACGUGUGCCACAAGCCUUUCUCCAACGCGGCCAACCUGCAGCGACACAUGGUGUCCCAUCAAGCGGUGAGGCCGUAUUACAAGUGCGACUUCUGCGGGAAGUCCUACACGAGCAUCCCCGGGCGCGACUUGCACGUGGCGCACGUGCACCUCAACGUGCCGUGGCCCAAGCGCGUCCGCGGGAAGCGCUCCAGGGCCAAGGCGAGGCGGUACAGCGUCACCAGCGACUCGUUGGACUAGACCCUCAACAGGGCCUGAGAGCCCUCUUAAAGUGCAAGAGACGGGUCUGCCCGCGAAAUCACAUCACACUAAUAUUAUAAAGGCGAAAGUUUGUAUGUGUGUGUGUGUGUGUAUGUUUG
Messenger RNA from Maniola jurtina (meadow brown), 2686 nucleotides. RefSeq names its product zinc finger protein 879-like. The transcript is spliced from 11 exons. Gene Ontology annotation, cellular component: nucleus. The record is from RefSeq and is a predicted model, not a curated record. Gene Ontology annotation, molecular function: zinc ion binding. Lineage: Eukaryota; Metazoa; Arthropoda; Insecta; Lepidoptera; Nymphalidae. Bases 432 to 2567 code for a protein of 711 amino acids.